AGCAAAAUGUACAUCCAAGCUUUAGAAGAGCGACUCUCAAAAAUGGAAGCUGUACUCAAUCAAGCUGGGCUUCCGAGGCCGGGGGCACCACCGACCAGGAUAUCGCCUUCAGAAACUGAUGCCGCGUCUGUCUCCGUGUUUGCCGGCCCGGUCAUGCCAAACAGCACAGUUCCGAUACCGAGCCACCGACUUGACGCCGCGCAAGUAGCAGCCAGUCACGUUCCAUCAGAUCACCCAAUGGGCGAUGAAGUGGUAUCGCCGGCGCCUGAUUCAAGAAGUAGCCAAACGCCCGUUCCUCAGCCUCGAGAAGUUCCCGAGCCGCCGUCACAACUAUCAGGAAAGAUGCCAGUCUUUGCCGUCAUUGAGAGCCGUUUGAGAGAGGUCAAUUCCGCCUCUUAUUGUUCUACGUUCAACAGACAAGUCUUUACCCCUCGACUCGAACGGGAGGAGGCCAUCACCAUUUUGAUGCCUCUCUAUGACGACGCAAUCAGCAAUUACCCGCUUUUGAACUUUCACUACUUUGUCCGCCAUUUCGAAACAUUACCACAAGCGGGCGACACUUUCAACAGUACUUCAGGUUGGGCAUACAUGAACGCCGUCAUUUCUGUGGGAACGCGAUGGAAGACCAUCAACAGUGCAUUCCAGGAAGUCUGUCAACUAGCCUGGCCUUUCUUCAAGAACGCAUUUUCUGUCCUUACAGAGCUGAUGGUCAAGGGUAGUGACUUGCUGUCGGUACAGGCCAUCGUCGCCAUGGCAGUUUUCAUGCAAGGAACUACAUGCACCAGAACAGCGACUCUCCUAUCUUCUGCCGCAGUAAGACUGUCUCAAAACAUCGGGCUACAUCGGAAGCCUUGCACAAUGAUGUCCAUGUGCGCUCAGGAUGUUGAGGCGCGGAUUCGGGUGUUCUGGGCGGCCUACAUACUCGAUAAAGAAACGGGUCUCAACCACGGCUUAGACUCGAUACAAGACGAUGAUGACAUUGAGACGGAACUGCCUAGCGGUUGGGGAGACGGCGUUGACAUAUUGAACCUCAGAGCUAAGCUCGCGAUGGUAGAAUCUUCGAUCCGGAGACGAUUAUACACGGCAAAAGGACUUCGCCUUUCCGAUGACGACUUGAUCAAGGCCAUUAUCGACCUAGAUGCUCUCCUUGAGGAAUGGAGGUCAAGUAUGCCAACAAACCUCCAACCAUCAUACGAAUCCCCUGCAUUGGGGUCAGACAUUGCCCCAGAUAUCCUGAAUCUGCAGUUGGCCUUCUAUAGGUGCACAAUGAUGGUACACUGGGCUGCGAGACGGCAUAACCAAUACUCGACCGUAGCUGUUCUCAUGGGAACGUCUGCUGGGUUCGAAAUGCCCUACAUCCAGCUGUCCUUUUCGCAGAAGCGGUGCCGCAUGGCGGCGCACGCGACCUUGGGCCUAUUUCGGACUAUUUCAACGCCUCAGUACGCAGACCUAUGGCGAAUCUUGUGUUACCCCCUUUGCGCGAGUAUCACUCUCUUGACGGAUGUGCUCGAGACCCCAGGCUCUGCCCGCGCUCGAGGAGAUUUGGCGGCAACGAGAAACUUCGCUCAUUUCCUUCAAAAGUUCGAAAAGUCUGAAGGUUGCGAUUUGAAACGUGUAUUGACGGCGUGCGCCAUGAUGCAGCGAACGGCGCAGUAUGCUGUCGACGAUGCCCAGAACAUAAUGCGCGCCCAGAAUUUGGUCGGCAACAACGGCGGUGGUGUGUCACUCAUACCGGGUUUUAGUCUCAGUGAAGAUGCACAGGUUUUGCAGUCUUUGCUCGGCACGGCAACACAUCCGAUGUAUCUCGUCCAAGGACUUAUGGGAAAUUUGCCCAACCGAGACCAGAAUCUCACAAUGAGGCUUGCGCAACUGCUUGGUACUCCGUUUGAGAGUGGCAAGCCUGGCAGUCCACUCGGAUCUCAGCCUUUGCAGCCGGAGACAUACGGCUUUGGUUUCGGCCAAGGUCAGGCUGGUAAUGACCCGACGGCCAACUGGUCUUGAUACUGGCAGGUUUCGUCUAGGAGCAGACCGAUACUGCACGGUUGUACCGUGUUUAAUGACCGGCAUUACACGGAUUUAGAUGCGCUUGCUUCGGAAUACAGAAGGUGCCUGAGAAAUCCCGAGACACUGUCACAUGAGCAUCGGGUACUUGAGUUGAGCCAAUCUACCGGCGUUCGUUCAAGCAAAGCUCUAAAAUAUUGGAUGGGAUUUGAGGCCAAGGGCCCAAGAUGUGGCGCGCGUAUUCAUCUAUCUACCGCGCCGCAGACUUGCUUGUAUGUAUGCCCGGAUACGAGCCUGACCUUGGAGCUCGGUCUUCUCAUCAGUACAUAUUCGCUCUUGAGUUACGUUUCUCGCAAAACAAGGACGUAAAGUUCUCUGUAACUAUUACUAGGCUUGCAAUCAAUCAUCGCUGGAUUAUAAUAGUCAUUCGAGGUAGAAUAAAACAAAG
Molecule: messenger RNA, 2449 nt
Organism: Colletotrichum phormii
Lineage: Eukaryota; Fungi; Ascomycota; Sordariomycetes; Glomerellales; Glomerellaceae
Exons: 3
Coding region: 7-2001 (664 amino acids)
Biological process (GO): DNA-templated transcription
Molecular function (GO): zinc ion binding; DNA binding
Source: RefSeq, a predicted model, not a curated record